Messenger RNA from Labeo rohita (rohu), 1545 nucleotides. RefSeq lists its product as uncharacterized. Lineage: Eukaryota; Metazoa; Chordata; Actinopteri; Cypriniformes; Cyprinidae. The transcript is spliced from 7 exons. The record is from RefSeq and is a predicted model, not a curated record. The coding region runs from base 229 to 1371 and encodes 380 amino acids.
UAUCAGAUGACAGCAAGCACAGACAAUAGAAAAGUGAUGAACAGAACAGACAGAUUACAUAUUUUCAUUUAGUUUUUGUAAUAUGUUUUAAUAUGCAAUGCAGUGUGAGAAUUCCUGUCUAGACAGUUAAAAGAAGGUUCACAGUGUUUGACAUAAAACGAUCAACUUCCACUUCUUGACUGUUGGUAUCGUAUCAUCACAGCGGGACAGACUCAUUAGUCUUUUGCAAUGGAAUUUGGUCACAUUUUCCUGUUCUGCAUGACAGUUCUGAUCUCCAGCACAGUAUCCAGAUCUGGAGACCAUGUAUUCGUUCAGACGGGGGGCUCUGCUAAACUAGACAUUGAAACUAAAACACUUUCAAACUUUAGUAGAUUAGUCUGGAUGAACGAAAAAUCUGAAAAUGUAGUCAGAUUUCAAAUUCAAUCUGGAGAAAUAAAACCUCACAGUUCACAUAAGGACAGAGUAUAUUUCAAUGAAAAAAACUUCUCUUUAACACUGAGGAACAUGAAGACGACAGACAGUGGACUCUACAGAGCAAAAACAAUAGGGAAACAAGAAAUAUUUGUUGCUGAAUACAACGUAUCAGUUAUAGAUCCAGUGGAAUCUCCUGUUCUGAAACAGAACUUUACCAUGAUCAGUGUUAAUGCCUGUGUUGUGAACGUGUCAUGCAGUGGGCGCGAUCGUACAAUCAACGACAGCUACCAUAGCAACAACUGCACUAAGGAGAAAGUGACAUCAUUCGGAAUCCAGACUCUAACCUUGUAUUGUAUAGAGAAUGUAGUUGUAUGUAACAACAGCAACCCAGUCAGCUGGAAGAAUGAAACGAUAGAGAUUAACCAACUUUGCCCAUCUCAUGAAGGAUAUAUGACUGUUCUGACGACAGUUAAUAUGGGAGUUUCCAUUUCAGAAGAAAAUCCCAAAGAAAACAAGAGUUCUUUUCUUCUCCAUUGGCUCCUGAUCAUCGCUGGUGUUCUACUAUUGGUUUUCUUAGCAGUUUCUGUAAUAUGCUGCUCUUACAAGAAGCCUAAAAAUGAUGCCCAACAGAAUGAUAAUACAGUCUAUGCACAAGUUCAGCCAAGGAAUGAAGUACAAAGACCUCUGGAGAUGUUGGAGAAAUCAGCGAAUCCUCAAACUGUGUAUGGAUUUACAGGAGAACACAAACAAACUCAUAACACCCGACAAAGGAUGCCUAGUCCUCAGAUGCGGGAACAGGUGCAAACAGAAAAUCGACCCAACACCACCUACAGUACAAUAGGACAACACCAAAAGCCAUCAUUUGACUCUGAAACAGACCAUACAGUUUAUUCAAUAGUGUGUAAAUCUGCGCAUGGCAGACAGCCAGUAGAUAAAAAGCAGAGAGUAAAUAUGUAAAAUAUGUAAAAAUGUGCAUUAUCAAUAGAUAUCCUAAAAUAAUUAACAUAUUUUUAACAUGGCAUGUCAAGCAUCAUUAGUAAUGAAUGAUGAUUGUUUUGUUGAAAUUGCCAAAUUGCUGUUAGACUGUUAUUUGUUUAAUUCACUGUGUUCUGACUUUACUGUACGUUUCUG